Molecule: messenger RNA, 4243 nt
Organism: Seminavis robusta
Lineage: Eukaryota; Bacillariophyta; Bacillariophyceae; Naviculales; Naviculaceae
Source: the annotation of a GenBank genome assembly
AGCCAGCCUGGCUCGCGUGGGCGCCGGAGGGACGCAACGGAAAGACGUGCGACAAACAUUUACAAGAGUAAACGCCAGUACAGGUGCACCCUCUAAGUAAACUACGACAUCCUGCGGCUAACAUCAAAACGAAAUCGAAGGGAAUCGUCCAACUUUCUUCUUGGAUGGAAGAAGUCACCGACCAUGGCCCAUGCCGUUGCGAUUGAUGCCGCAGGAGGUCUUCUAUCGAGAGGGUCAACAAGCAGAAGCAAAGGAAGAGAGUGUUUUCCAGUACAACGCCAAUUUGAAAAUCAUCGAAAUGAGGAGGUGCGCCUUGGGCCAUCAAUGUACGACUUGACGUAGAAAUCUACGCUGCGCAGUGACAAAUCCAAAAGGAUCAUCCGCCCAUCAACCAAGUGGUGUCAACGGCCAAAGAACAAACGCAACGACACGAUGGUAUCUCCAGAGUUUCUACAGUGCUCACCUUGUUGAAUUGACCCAUCCAGCCGCAAUGUGCGGUGGCGCACUGGUCGCCAUGUUGGUUGUCUUUGCCCUCGUCGAAGUGCUCUGGGGUUGGUGUUUCUUCUUAGCUCUAUUCUAUCUUCGACCAAUCUCAUUCAAGAGGACCUCCGCUCCACACUCUGUGGCAGCUGCUUCGAGUCGAGUCUCAGUUCGUCAACCCCCACGGUCACGCUCGGGUUGGGUGCGCUGUGACUACUUUUGACGUCACGGGAAUGAAUUCGUGAACAAAAUUCUUACGUCAUCGACAAACUUUCCGGAAGCUCGCGAAUGCAAGAGCUCUGCAAAACGCUCACUCGAUUUGUUAAAACAUGGAAUGAUUCAGGGAUUAUCGGAUCUGGCAAUGUUCAUCAAGACAGCUGGCUCUGGAGUGUCUGACGAUGAUGAUAUCUGCCAACGCAAGACCAACGCAAUGCUGUCUGCCUGCCUCAUUCCCAGAAAGCAGAGGUGGAACCACCAAAGCCCGCUCUGUUCUUAUUUUGCAGCGAUCAUUCAUUCCAAGUGUAAUCUCUAGUUAGUACUGCAUUGCAAGAUGAGGAUAUCCCUUGCUCACCUCGUUGUGGGGCUUGGUGCCUCUGUAUCCAGUGGCUUUCAGAUCCCCGCUGUGUCAAAGAACAGGUUGAACAGUCGCACUUUCAAAAUCCAAGCUGUAGAGUCUGAUGCUGAUCCGUUGAAUGGAGAUGGGGAAGAGGAUGUACAAGAAUCAGAGGCACUCAAGUGGGCCAAAAAGCAAAAGGAAGAACUGGAAAAGGAAUCUAGUAGCAGUGACGCCAGCAACAAGAAGAAAUAUGUCAUCGUUGGAGCUGGUUGGGGUGGCUGGGGAGCAGCUAAAGCGCUCUGUGAAAGUGGAAUCGAUUGCGAUGUCACCAUCAUUGAUGCCUUGCCAGAUCCCACGGGAAACACACCCUACUUGUCAGCAACUGGAAAGCCGGUGGAAGCUGGAACUCGAGGAUUCUGGAAGGACUACCCUAAUAUUUGCGAGCUGUUGGCAGAGUUGGGUAUUGAGGAAGACGAUGUCUUCACUCCAUUUACCAAUUCGUCAUUUUACUCACCCGAUGGACUGGAAGCCACAGCUCCGGUGUUUGCUGAUGUCAAGGUUCCAGAAAGUUUGGAAAAAAUCCCUUUCCUGUCACAACUGGCCGGUCAACAGAUUCCAAUGCUGCCUUCUCCAUUUGGACAGGUUCUGGCAACAUUUCCUUUGUUUGAACGGAUUCCACUAUCCGACAGAGCGUCCAUGGUAGGCCUCCUGCUGGCGACAAUCGACUGUCUGGGUGGAGAUGAACAGGUGCAGAUGCAGUACGAUCGUAUGACAGCACACGACCUCUUUGUUCGUUUUGGACUCUCCAAGCGUUUGGUGGAAGACUUUAUCAAGCCCACUCUAUUGGUCGGUUUGUUCAAGCCACCGGAAGAGCUAAGUGCUUUGGUUGUCAUGGAACUUUUGUAUUACUAUGCGCUUGCACACCAAGAUAGCUUCGAUGUUCGAUGGAUCAAGAAUGGAACCGUGUCCGAUUCCUUGGUGGCGCCCAUGGCAAAUCGCCUGCAGGAAGAGUUCGGUCUUAAGGUACUUGGUGGAUGCCGUGUUGGCAAAAUCUCGUUAGAGAAAGGUAGUGACGGAAAGCUAGAAGCCAGUACAAUUGAAUACCAGAGUAUGAAGUCGAAAACAACUGAAACAAUAUCGGACGUGGAUGGUAUAGUCAUGGCAUUGACUUGCAAGGGGAUGCAGGGUGUUGUGGGAGCAAGCCCCGACCUCGCUAGGCUCCCUGAAUUUUCCAACGCGGCAAGUCUGAGGGGUAUCGAUGUCAUCUCCACACGCCUUUGGCUGGACACCGUAGUCCCCACACGAACUCCAGCCAACGUGUUUUCGCGUUUUGAAGAGCUUCGUGGCUCGGGAGGGACCUUUUUCAUGUUGGAUCAACUUCAAGAGAACAACUCGGACUUGUGGGGAGGAGAGGAACCCCAGGGCUCAGUCGUUGCCUGUGACUUUUACAAUGCUGGUGCUCUGAUGAGCCUUUCAGAUGACGAUAUUGUCAAAACGUUGAUGGAAGACUUGUUGCCAAGUGCUGUACCCGCCUUUGCUGAGGCCAAAGUGGUGGAUUCAUGGGUUGGCAAGUACGGCGGAACUGUUUCCUGGUUCUCUCCGGGUAGCUACGUGAAGCGUCCUCCUCUGGAGGGUGCUGGAUCGGAUGUGUUGCCCAAUGUCAAAUGCGCUGGUGACUGGGUUCGAAUGGGAGAACGAGAGCACGGAGCCAAAGGAUUGUGCCAAGAACGAGCUUUCGUGUCUGGGUUGGAAGCUGCCAAUUCGUUGAUGAUGGAUACCCACAAGUCUGCUUUCCGCCCACACCCAGUAAUUCCAGUUCGCGAAGACGAAGCUCAGUUCAAAACUGGGGUUGCCAUCAACAACCGCGUCAUGGAAGUGUUGCCCCGUUGGUGGACGAGAUAGACUGCCUCAACGGUUGCACUGUUCAUUGUAUACAAAACACGAGCAAGGAAGUGACAAUAGCUAGCUAUUGAAUGAGGCGCCAUGAUAAACGAAGACUGUACAUAGCGAAGAACCGUUGCAUGAUACAGACUGUACAUAGUAAAGGAGUUGCAAGAUGCUUCAUCUAGCUAGUGCGAACCAUGUCAUUCCAGUACAUAGCACGCUCACCUUUUUGUCUAAUCGCUGACAGUACAAGUGACGAGUGGUUCAAUUGGCAGAUUAAUUCUCUCAUUAGACUGCCAUGGAUCAUUGUCAAAGGAAGGUACAUCAGUGUGCAUUCAGUUCACUCGAGGUUGGUACUGUACCGCGAUGAUCUGCUUCUUUAUCAAUGGAUUUUCGUUAUCGUGCGUCUGAAUCCCCUUGUACCAAUAGCCGCACCCUCGAUACCAUUUCAUCCUGUCUCCUUCUUUGAUGUCUAGGUACCGGUAGCCGAUUGUCAUGUCUUUUGUUAACUCGAUGAAAUCAAUCAACACACCUCUUCUUGCAGGAUAACGAGCCCCUGAUUUGUGACCACAAGCUACCGUAGCUAGCUAGACAUAUGUAAUUCCUUCUCCACCACCACCACUGGUCCACGGAACAAAAUGCAAGGAGAAUAAAAAUCCCAUGAAUUCAAUGGCAAAAAUCAAGGGAGCCAAGAAUCCCCAGACGGGCCAUGUCCCUCGUAUCAGUAGGAUGAAUCCCACGAUACCCGACACGAUCAUUCCAGGGAUGACUUUUGGACAAUAGACACUCCAAGCUUCGGUAUCUUUUAAUUUGAUGACGAGGGGUAAAUAGGCCAUCAAGUAGAUGAUACCAGCCACCACGGCGGCCCAGCACAAAAAUGCCAUGUUCAGGACAGUCCGGUUGACUUCUUCGUAAAAGAGGAGUGUGGAAAAGAAAGAACACCAGUAGGCAACAAACAUGGCCAGCAAGACCCAGACCACUGUUCAUAAUAGUAAACAAGAAAAGGAGAUUGUGAGUACAAAUUCCACCAACGCCGCAUGAUAUUCGACAUGCCAACAAUAAUAGAAGACUCACAGGCAACAAUCUUGUCGGAUGUUCGGUCGGACAAGGUUCGUCCUGUACUGGAGGCCCGGGGACUCCUUACCCCGUAGUCGUCAUGAUCUUCCGAGGAUAUUCUUCUGUAUUGAGGAGUGUUCAUGGUGGUACUGCUUCUCAGGAGUUGUCAGCAGUGAUGCCGCUGCACUUUUCUGAGAUGAUGGAGGUCGCGACGCUGUGUCGCCAUUGUCGGUGAAGGAGUCGUAUGAGUCGAGUGACGAGUCGAGU